This is a messenger RNA of Megalops cyprinoides (Indo-Pacific tarpon), 3185 nucleotides long. RefSeq names its product deltaC (gene dlc). Lineage: Eukaryota; Metazoa; Chordata; Actinopteri; Elopiformes; Megalopidae. Bases 232 to 2205 code for a protein of 657 amino acids. The record is from RefSeq and is a predicted model, not a curated record. Gene Ontology annotation, biological process: multicellular organism development; heterophilic cell-cell adhesion; cell communication. Gene Ontology annotation, cellular component: protein-containing complex; plasma membrane. Gene Ontology annotation, molecular function: calcium ion binding. The transcript is spliced from 9 exons.
CCAAGGCAAGCACUUGAAAGGAGCCUAAGGAUUUUUUCAUAUAUCGUAUGCUCCACUUAUCUUCGCAUUGUCUGAUCGUAGUAACCUGUCAGUGAUAUUUCUUUGUCAGUCCUUCUUGUUUUUUUGUGCUAUUUUACUACUUUUUGGACAUACGUGGAUAUAUUUUACCUUCACUGGAUAUCUGCCUCUGUCUGCUAUUGCUUAAUAGCGGACCAAGAACCUAAACACAAAAUGACUUUGCUAUUAACCUGUUUGUUGGUGUUGAUAUCGACGCAAUUGGUUGAGUCGUCCGGUGUGUUUGAGCUGAAAGUGCACGCAUUCAGAAGCACUCGCGAUGUUUGCAGAAGGUCCAGGGAUUGCAGGAUCUUUUUCCGAGUGUGCCUCAAGCACUCUCAGGAUGUCAUCCUCCCCGAACCUCCAUGCACCUACGGCACUGGACUGACGGAAAUCUUCCGCGCAGAUCAGAGUGCUAUCUCCAGUAGCGCUCCCAUCAAGGUCCCCUUCCAUUUCAAGUGGCCGGGUACGUUUUCGCUCAUCAUCGAAGCUUGGAGCGCCGAGUCUUCAGAACAGUCCACAGAUAACCAAAACAAUCUCAUCAGCCGCAUCGCCACCCGUAGGAGACUAGCCAUCGGCGAAGACUGGUCACAGGACGUCAAUUUUGGAGAGCAAAGCGAGCUGCGUUAUUCUUACCAUGUUGUGUGCGACGAGCAUUACUACGGCGACAGCUGCUCCGACUACUGCAGACCCCGCAACGAUACCUUCGGACACUAUACAUGCGACGGUGCUGGCAACAGAGCAUGCCUGGCUGGUUGGAAAGGCGACUACUGCUCAGAACCCAUCUGCUCGUCUGGCUGCAGCGACAAGCACGGUUAUUGUGAGUCCCCCGGCGAGUGCAAGUGCCGCCUCGGGUGGGAAGGCCCCCUGUGCAACGAGUGCGUGCGCUAUCCCGGCUGCCUCCACGGCACCUGCGGGCAACCGUGGCAGUGCGAGUGCAAGGAAGGCUGGGGCGGGCUGUUCUGCAACCAGGACUUGAAUUACUGCACCAACCACAAGCCGUGCAGGAACGGCGCUACCUGCACCAACACCGGCCAGGGAAGCUACACCUGCACGUGCCGUCCAGGCUUCAGCGGCAACAACUGCGAGAUUGAGACCAACGAGUGCGACAGCAACCCGUGCAAGAAUGGAGGAAGUUGUAACGAUAUGGAGAACGACUACUCCUGCACAUGUCCCCAGGGUUUCUACGGAAAGAACUGCGAGAUCAGUGCCAUGACCUGUGCCGACGGUCCCUGUUUCAAUGGGGGCACCUGCGUGGAGAAGAUGACCGGAGGGUACACCUGCCGAUGCCCGACCGGGUACACGGGGUCCAACUGCGAGAAGAAGCUGGACCGCUGCAGCCAUAAUCCCUGCGCAAACGGCGGUCACUGCCUUGACCUCGGUCACAGCCUGCUGUGCCGCUGCCGGUCCGGCUUCACUGGCGCCCGCUGCGAGAUCAACAUCGACGACUGCGCCAGCAACCCGUGCCGCAACGCGGGCACCUGCGUGGACGGCAUCAACGACUACACCUGCACCUGCACCCUGGGCUACACUGGCAAGGACUGCGGCGUGCGCGCCGACGCCUGCAGCGCCUACCCCUGCCAGAACGGCGGCACCUGCUACACCCACUUCACCGGUGCCGUCUGCCAGUGCCCGGCGGGCUUCAUGGGGCCACGCUGCGAGUUCAGCGUGCGGAGCCCCGAGGGGCCCAAGGGCUUCCCCGUGGCGCUGGCCGUGUCCUUCGCCCUGGGCCUCAUCACCCUCACCCUUGUGGUGUGCGCCGCUGUCUACGUCCUGCGGCAGAUGCGUCAGGGCCGCAAGAGCCUGGGAGCCUCGGUGCGCAACGACCUGGAGACCAUCAACAACCGCGCUCCGUCCUUCCCCCGUGAGAAGGAGGCUUUCCUCAUCCCGGGAGGGCCCUACAAAGUCUCCAACAAAGACGCCGAGCUCAGUGCCAGCGAGGCGGCCUCCGACAAGUCGGCCUACAAGCACAAGCUGAAGGACUACAACCUGGCUGAGGAGGAGCGAAACUCCAAGAGCAAGCUGGACCAAAAGAAAUCUGAAUCCAGUAUUUUGGUCCCCCAACUAAGCUUCCCAAAAGAAGGGCUAUAUCAUCCGGUCUACAUCAUCCCUGAGCAGAUUGACCAGUGUGUGUUUGCUACUGAGGUUUAACGACAGUAUUCCAGAUCUGGAGCACCUCAUCCACAAGGGACCCUGUCCGGACAUGUUUACAUUCUUUUUAACAGACAUUUGAAAAAAUGAAGAGUAUAUAUUAUAUCUAUAUUAUUUAUUAUUUAUUCAUGCUGCUCUUUUUUUUAAACCGACUACUUCUGGGGAGGAGAACCUUUUUUCUGAGGAAGGAAGGAGAAUUGUGGGAAGAUGGAGGGGGACAGAAAGCAGGAAGAAUGGCCGGAAUUAUUUGCACUACAUUUUUCUCCCAGUACUCUUUUCCAAUGUGUUUUGAAAUAACUGAAAGAGCAAAGAAGAAACGAGAACAUUCCACGCAGGACGUAGUAAACCAAGGAUUUCUGUAAAAGCAGAAGAUAGGAUCUUUCUCUUCCACUAUCUAUCCAAAUGUCAUGUGAACUUCAAAGAGCAGAACGAGAACAACAAUGGUGCCUUUCCCUCCAGACAGAAGACAAAAGGGCCUUAGAAGACAAGCGAAAACACAGCUUUUAAGACGGGACAUUUUGUCAGGGUAUCGCAAUGCUAUGAUCAAGAAGAGCUCCUUGGAAUGUAGAAGUGAUCUCAUUGUAGGUGAGGGCCAAGACUCAAGAACGAGGUGUGCGAGUCCAAAGUGGCCUCUUUGGAGCACCCGCGGGAUCCACGUCUGUUUUGGCUGAUGUCUCAGUUUGUAGAUGUAGGCAUCAGAAGCGUAUUUUUCACCUAGUAAUGCAUUUAAAUUUUUAUCGAUGAUAGUAAUAAUUGGGGAAAUGUUGCCUUGGAGAAACGGAGCAGGCAGGUUUUGUGAUGCCAAAACCCAAUGCCCAUUUCCAGUUGGACACAUUUCUCCAGUGCAUAUCACCAAUAUGCUCUAAUGAAGCUAAUGAAAGCAUUCCAAGGGAACCCAAUGGGUUACAAUUAAAUAAGUGCCUGUUCUUUACGAAAUAUAAAAAUAAUAUGAGUUAAGAAAAAAGGUACUGUAUUUUAAC